Molecule: messenger RNA, 1705 nt
Organism: Lindgomyces ingoldianus
Lineage: Eukaryota; Fungi; Ascomycota; Dothideomycetes; Pleosporales; Lindgomycetaceae
Exons: 4
Coding region: 61-1584 (507 amino acids)
Biological process (GO): regulation of DNA-templated transcription
Molecular function (GO): DNA-binding transcription factor activity, RNA polymerase II-specific; zinc ion binding
Source: RefSeq, a predicted model, not a curated record
ACGCGCACGCGCACUAUUCCCAAAGAAGAAAAAUCUUGAGAGGUGCAUCAACCUCAUGCCAUGGUUGGCGUGCCUGGGAAGUCGAAAGGAUGCAUUACGUGCCGGAGGCGGAGAAUAAAGUGCGAUGAGGCCAAGCCAACGUGUAAAAGAUGUGAGAAGAGCGGGUAUAUCUGUGCCGGGUAUGAUACCGGCUUGCACUUUAUCAACACCUCAACGGCGCCGUUUCGAGAAUCUCGGUCAUCAACGACUACGACACCCGCGAAGCAAUACGACCGUAAGACGUCAAUUAAAAUCGUGCCGAGAAUACGCACUGUCGUAGUGGCCCCCGAACUCAGUCUUGUUGCCUUCCAAUCCGAUGUCUGCGUCUCGUACAUGUUCUCUAACUUCGUGUGGAGAACAUACGGCAGCGGGUGGCUGGACCUCGGUGCGGAAGGCAGAAUCGAUGCUAUGACUCGGCAAUCCAUCAACGCGCUUUCGCAGACCUUCUUUGGAGUCUCUCAUCAUCAAGAACAGCUCCAAUUGAAAGGGUCGAUGCAGUAUGGAAAGGUGCUGACGCUACUCCGACCCAAGUUAGCAAACCCUUCAAACCCGGGGUUAGAGUACUUGAUUAUUCCGGUAAUGGUAUUGCUGAUGCAUGCGUCAUAUGAGGAAGAUAAAACGGCUUGCAUAGCGCAUGUCAAAGGUCUGCUCAUGAUGCUGCAUGUUUGCGGACCGGAAAAAUUCCAGAAAGAACCUCUUCGAAGCGCUUUUGAAUCUGCGCGAGCAACGCUAGUAACAACAUUCCUGAUUGCUCGUCAACCUCUUUUCCUUGACCAAGAGCCCUGGAAAUCAAUACCAUGGGCUCUCGAUCCUUCUACAAAGAGCCAGCAAAACCACCUUGUUGAUAUUCUAGUCCACAUACCUGGUUUCCUAGCCUCGGACAGCAAACUCCAAGAAUGUCCUGAUGCUGGCGGUAUUUCCUCCCUCCUCCACCAUAUAAAAUCCCGCCUCUAUACGCUCUACGUCUGGCGUUACGAAUGGGACGUUUUCAACCCUUCCGCAGCCUGGGAAACCACACCUCCAUCACCCUCUUCAAUACCUCGCGUCGUACCCAAGAAACUCCAUUUCCAAACACACACACAAGCCGCCGAGAUCCUCUUAUAUAACGCUGUGCACAUGUGGCUCCUGAGUUUACUCUUCCGCCUCUCACCGCACGACCCCACAGUCCCGACCAGCACCAUUCUCACAACUGCAUUAACAGCCUCAACACUCUUUCCCCUCCCCGCAUCCUCUUCUCCGUCCCCCCUCCAGCCUCCUGCCGCCGUACUCUCCCUUCGCGACAUCGCGAUUGAAAUAUGCCGGUGUUUCGAAUACCAGAUGGAGUCGCCACAAUCCCACAGAUCGUCGUCUCUCUUCUUUCUGUUUCCACUCGGUAUGGCAUGGCCAGUGCUGGAGAAGGAAGAGAGAUAUCGAGAUUGGAUAAGGGGGAUGCUGGAUAGUAGUGAUGUGACGAGAGGGUAUGCGAUUGGGAGGAAUGUAUGGUUUUCGAAUUAUUAUUUACCGAAGGUAUUUGGGUUGAAGAUGCCUGGUCCGGAUCCAUUUUAAGGGAGGAUGGUUGAGUACGGAAUUGAUGGCUUGAGUGGGCAAAUUCAUGGGAGUGUUCUCGCAUUGUUACUUCCUAGUCUGAUUUGCUAUAUGAGCCCUGGGUUUUCUGUUCAUGUUUGAG